CGGAUGAUGAAGCGGGUCCUCUGGCUGAUUUCAGGCUUAAACAGAAGAAUGAUGAAGCUACUUUUUGCCCUCGCUUUGAUAGCCUACAUUGCCUCCGUGUGGGGAACAUACACAAACAUGAGAUCAAUACAAGACGGAGACGUGAAAAUUGAGCAGAAAAUUGAUGAGGCUGUGGCUCCUCUUAGAGACAAAAUUCGCGACCUGGAACAAAGUUUUUCUCAGAAAUACCCACCGGUAAAGUUCCUCUCAGAAAAGGAUCGAAAGAGAAUAUUGAUUACCGGCGGGGCUGGUUUUGUUGGAUCCCAUCUGACUGACAAGCUGAUGAUGGAUGGCCAUGAAGUGACCGUGGUCGACAACUUCUUCACGGGGAGGAAGAGGAACGUGGAACACUGGAUUGGUCACGAAAACUUUGAACUCAUCAACCACGAUGUGGUGGAGCCUCUUUACAUUGAAGUGGACCAGAUCUAUCACCUUGCGUCUCCAGCCUCUCCUCCUAACUACAUGUACAAUCCCAUCAAAACACUCAAGACGAACACGAUCGGCACUCUGAACAUGCUCGGUCUGGCGAAACGUGUGGGCGCAAGACUUCUCCUGGCCUCUACGUCAGAGGUUUAUGGAGAUCCAGAAGUGCACCCUCAAAACGAGGAAUACUGGGGUCACGUGAACCCAAUUGGUCCUCGAGCAUGCUAUGACGAGGGGAAGCGCGUAGCAGAGACCAUGUGUUAUGCCUACAUGAAACAGGAAGGAGUGGAGGUCAGGGUGGCAAGAAUCUUCAACACAUUUGGCUCCCGGAUGCACAUGAACGAUGGACGUGUUGUCAGUAAUUUCAUCCUUCAGGCUCUACAAGGAGAACCUCUCACUGUGUAUGGAACUGGCUCCCAAACAAGGGCCUUCCAGUAUGUAAGUGAUCUGGUGAACGGCCUCGUGUUGUUGAUGAACAGUAACAUCAGCAGUCCGGUCAACCUGGGGAACCCGGAAGAACAUACCAUAUUGGAGUUUGCCCGUCUCAUCAAAAGUCUUGUUGUGAGCCGAAGCCAGAUCCAGUUCCUGUCCGAGGCCCAGGACGACCCUCAGAGGAGGAGACCCGACAUCCGGAAAGCCAAGAUGAUGCUCGGCUGGGAGCCGGUGGUGCCCCUGGAGGAAGGCCUGAACAAAACCAUUCAGUACUUCAGCCGAGAGCUGGAGCACCAGGCCAACAACCAGUACAUCCCCAAACCUAAAGCCGCCCGCAUGAAGAAGGGGAGACCCAGACACAACUGA
Menidia menidia (Atlantic silverside) is the source of this 1260-nucleotide messenger RNA. The record is from the annotation of a GenBank genome assembly. Lineage: Eukaryota; Metazoa; Chordata; Actinopteri; Atheriniformes; Atherinopsidae.